UUCUUUUCCCUUCCCAUGGCCGUGGCUACCCUCGGUCCCAUCCCCAAAUCCCAGCGAGAGAUUUCCGCCGCCGCCUUCCUCUUCCUGCCAAGCGGCUACUCCCUUCUCCUCUGCCCCGAGCUCAUCGCUCUCCGGAUUUCCACGCCGCCGUGGAGGGGUCAGUCUGUUCCAGGCUGCCGCGUGAGCAGGAGAAGGGGCAGCCGGAGAGGCGGGGUAAGGUGCCUUCGCUGCGAAGCCGGCGACGGGCGUAGAGGUGCAGCCGCCGGUCACUCCGAUCACUUGGCUCCUUCUCCUUCUGGAUUAAUCAGAAGCAAAAUUAGACUGCAGCUCGUGUCCACCGAAAGUAAGGAAACUACUAGGAUGCAUCUCGUGUAUGAUGAAGCCACUGUCGCCGUUGACGGCCUGGCCAUGGCUUUCCUGCCCACACUUGAGCUCAACGCGGAGGGCAAUCGAGUGACAAGGACAUUCAUUUGACACUACUGAUGCCAAUGCUAUGACUGAUCGGUCUGGAAUAAGGUGACUCACACCUCAUGAGCAGCCAUUAAUUUCUCCUUCAUACAUAAGCAGUGCACUAUUGUUUCAGGCCUAGGGGACAUGCGACUGCAAUUUUGUUAGUAAUGAUUGGUAGCAUCAGCAUAGAGUACUAGACCACUUCACUUUUUUGAACAUUUACCAAGUUUUAAUCUUGACAAACUAUGAACGAGUUGUGAUGCCUGCAUAAAAACCUUUCACCUGAUGCAUGCCUAAAAGCCUCAUAUGCAAACAGCGGUCCUGAAACUCCCAAUGCGGAAGGUAUGCUUACACUCCUCUCGUUUCACAUUUGCAGUUUGAUAAUUUACAAUUGGUGGUUGAUAAUAAUUUACAGCUUUUAGUUGAAGUUUGGGGAUAAGGGAUGCAAGGGUCCACCAGUGACUGGACAAAGUCCGUAAAUUCAAAUUAUAUCCGGUUCACACUUUUCGUUCAUAAUAUGCAUGGACAAGCCAUCCAGCCAGCAUAGAAAGGAAGUGAAGCGGACAAACGGGUGGAGAGGGAAUCCCAGCCUGCGGACAAAAUGCGCGAGGAACACCACCCUCUCAUGAGGCUCGGGGGUAGGGACGAUCUAUCCCUUGGCUGGAAGUCGGUGAAUGAUCUCCUUGGCCAGGUAUCCGGCCUCUCGGAGCUCCUUGAUAUCUUUCUUCUUAACGGAGGAGGCCAUCCACUUGCCUGCAGCUCCAGAUCCGGACAUGGUUGGAGUGCUUUCUCGGGAAAGCUAGAGCUUGGGCGCUGGAGCUCAAGGAUGGAAGGGCAGAGGAAGGAGAAGGCAUGAGUAGACAAGGGUGAAUUCUUAUCCCCUUAUAAAGAAUCGCGAAUAUCAAGCGCCUCCUCACUCGCCUUAGAACCCGCCUAUUCCCAAGGGCUGUAUAAACGGCACGGUUGGGUUACCCAUACCCGUAUUGAUGAGAAUCCCGCAAUGAGGGGACACGAUCUCUGCUUUGACAAGACGUGCCAAUGGCAACCGCGUCUCGAAAUGUGGGGCUGCAGUCGGAAAACGGUUUGAAAUCAUGACCGGACAGACGUGAUGUCAUGUUACAAAAAGUUGUCGGCGGAUAGGAUUCGUGAAAUAUUAUAUUCUCUCUACGGUUGUGUGCGGUGUGUGUUACAGGUCUGGACACAUCGGUACAUCCAAAGACUAUUUUGGAGUUCGGAAGGAGGAACCCGCCUUGCAAUGACGAAGACAGAUCUACGCGCCGGAUACCUUGUCAUUGAAGCCAGGUUCAGGGGCUACUGAGGGAGUCCUGGACUAAGGGGUCCUCGGGCGUCCGGCCUGUUAGCCAUGGGCCGGACUGAUGGGCUGUCAAGAUGCGAAGACCAAAGACUGCCCCGUUGUCCAGAUGGGGCUCUCCUUGGCAUGGAAGGCAAGCUUGGCGACCGAAUAUGUAGAUUCCUUUCUUUGUA
Messenger RNA from Triticum aestivum (bread wheat), 1935 nucleotides. RefSeq lists its product as uncharacterized. The record is from RefSeq and is a predicted model, not a curated record. NCBI's taxonomy places the organism in Eukaryota, Viridiplantae, Streptophyta, Magnoliopsida, Poales, Poaceae. The transcript has 2 exons. Bases 16 to 474 code for a protein of 152 amino acids.